Molecule: messenger RNA, 2289 nt
Organism: Lactuca virosa
Lineage: Eukaryota; Viridiplantae; Streptophyta; Magnoliopsida; Asterales; Asteraceae
Source: the annotation of a GenBank genome assembly
AUGGGACAAAUGGCUGAAUACAGAAUAUCUAUAUAUGGAAGAAAGAAAAGUGAAUGGGACAAUUUAGCUAGUUGGAUUGUAAACAAUGAAUUAUACAGUGAGAAUGUUGUCUGGUUGAUUCAGCUACCCCGGCUUUACAACAUAUACAAAGAAAUGGGAUUUGUGACAUCAUUUCAGACAAUUUUGGAUAAUGUUUUAAUCGAUCAAGAUUCACAUCCCCAUUUGCAUGUUUUCUUGAAACAGCUGAUAGAAUUUUUUUCCGAAGAAAUUGAAGAAAUGACUCUCACCUCCGAUCACCCCAAAGACAAGGAACAGCAAUACCCACCUCCGGUCAACACCGAUAACCACUAUGAACAACCACCUCACGUGAACCACCACCACCGUGAAGAACCACCUUUCUCUCCUCUUCCACCUCCCUUCCAUCAGUUUCGAAGUUACAAAGAAAUUUCGAUUCACCUUACUCACCUCCUUCUCCACCUUACCCGCCUCAACCACCAGAACGCCACCUGCCUCCACUGUGAUGACGUAUCUUCUCUACCAGCAACUUCGAACGCCAACGACCACAGCGGAAAGCCACCUGAUGCCUUCGAUUACUACCUGGCAGAGUGCCACCGUCUGGCAUCACCAGCACAACCUUCCAACCAUGUCUCUCCUCAGUGCAGCCACCAUUGCCUUCACAUUCCUCCGAUUAUAUGUUCACACACUAACCAUCAAAACCCCAUAAAUUAUACGGACAAUAAGCCCACAUUUAGGGUUUAUACAAAGGCGAAAACAGAUUUCUCUCUCACUAUCCGUAAUGGAAAAGUGAUUCUUGCUCCAACCAAUUCUUCUGAUCUUCAUCAGCAUUGGAUCAAAGAUGAUAAACCUGGUAGUAGCAUUAAGGAUGAAAAGGGGAAACCCGCCUUUGCAUUGGUCAACAAAGCAACCGGAGAGGCUAUGAAAAUCUCUAUCGGUGAAACUUUUCCGGUUCAAUUGAAGAAAUACAACCCUGAUGAAAUCGACAUGACUGUUCUUUGGAGUCAGGGGAUCGUCUUGGCUGAUGGUUAUAGAUCAUUUAGGUCAGUCGCCAAUAUUCAUCUUAAUCUAGAUGCACAUAAGGGUGUUAAAGAAUAUGGUGGUGUUCAUGAUGGCACAGAAAUUAUUUUGUGGCAAUGGAAUGAUGGCGAUAACCAAAAGUGGGUCAUACUCCCGUAUUAUUAUAUCUCCGAACAAAUCCAAGAAAUGACCAUCACCACCAACCAAUCCAAUGACAAGGAACCACAAUACCCACCUCCGAUGAACACCGAUAACCAUUAUGAACAACCACUUCCACCACCUCACGUGAACCACCAUUACAACCGUGAACAACCACCUUUUUUUCCUCUUCCACCUCCUUUCCAUGAGUUUCGAAGUUACAAAGAAAUUUUGAUUUGCCUUUCCAACCUCUUCUUCCACCUUCGUCUUAAUCACCACAACGCCUCCUGCCCCGGCUGUGAUGAUGAAUCUCCUCUACCACCAAAUCCAAAUGCUAACGGCCACAUUGAACAACCACCUGAAAUCUUUGAUUCUUACCUCGCAGAGUACCACCUUCUGGCAUCACCACCGCAACCUUUCUACCAUGUCUCUCCCGAGAGCAGCUGCCACCACAGCCUUCACAUUCCUCCGAUUAUCCGUCCACCCACAAAUUAUAUGGACAAUAAACCCACAUUUCGGGUCUAUACCAAGGCAAAAACUGAUUACUCUCUCACUAUACGCAAUGGAAAAGUGAUUCUUGCUCCAACUAAUUCUUCUGAUCUUCACCAGCAUUGGAUCAAAGAUGAGAAAUUUGGUAGGAGCAUUAAGGAUGAAAAGGGUAAUCCCGCUUUUGCCUUGGUCAACAAAGCCACCGGUGAAGCUAUGAAAUUUUCAAUCGGUGUAACUUAUCCGGUUCAGCUAAAGAAAUACAACCCUAAUGAAGUCGACAUGACUAUGCAUCUAAGGGUGUUAAAGAACAUGGUGGUGUUCAUGACGGCACUGAAAUUAUUUUAUGGGAAUGGAAUGAUGGCGAUAACCAAAAGUGGAUCAUAUUCCCCUAUUGAUUGUGUGUUAGUGUGGAGUUUAAUAUUCGACCAUGAGCAUGCUAUGUUCCAUGGCACUCGGCGUUCAUGUAUUUUUCGAAUGAUCAUAUGUUCAAGUACCUAUGGAUAGUGUUGCUUAUAUAUCUCCAUUUGGAUCUUUUUAUAAGUUAUUUCGGGCCACCGUAACGUAUUAAACUUGUUAGAUUUUAAUGGAUUGACACAUAUAAUCCUACCUUCUAUACAACUCUAUCAA